CUCUCUCUGAUCUCACACCUCUGUGAUUCUCUCUGGUCAAUCGCAAAAAAAAUGUCAAUCCUCCAGCUCUCUAGCUCUUCGCUCUCUUAUCCUAAUGUUCUCUCCAUCUCUCCGAGAAAAUCUCUCUCGUCGUCUCCAAAGUCUCCCCGAACAAUUCGUUGUUCCCUCGAGGGAACCACUGUAACCGAGCGUAAAGUCUCUGCAACCACUGAGCCUCUUCUUCUCAGAGCUGUCAAAGGUGAAGUUGUUGAUAGACCUCCGGUUUGGCUUAUGAGGCAAGCUGGGAGGUACAUGAAGAGUUAUCAAACUCUCUGUGAGAAGUAUCCUUCUUUCCGAGAUAGAUCAGAGAAUGCUGAUCUUGUGGUGGAGAUUUCUCUUCAGCCUUGGAAGGUGUUCAAGCCUGAUGGUGUGAUUCUGUUCUCAGAUAUUCUGACACCUUUGUCUGGUAUGAACAUACCUUUCGACAUUGUUAAAGGCAAAGGUCCUAUCAUCUUCAACCCGCCGCAGUCAGCUGCUGAUGUGAAUCAAGUUAGAGAGUUCGUACCAGAGGAGUCUGUUCCUUAUGUUGGAGAAGCACUCAAGAGAUUGAGAAACGACGUGGGCAACGAAGCUGCUGUUCUUGGUUUUGUUGGAGCUCCAUUUACUCUUUCCUCAUAUGUUAUUGAAGGUGGCUCAUCUAAGAACUUCACACAAAUAAAAAAAUUAGCUUUCUCUCAACCCAAGAUUCUACAUGCUUUACUUCAGAAGUUCACAACCUCAAUGAUCACUUACAUACGCUAUCAAGCAGAUAGUGGAGCUCAAGCUGUGCAAAUCUUUGAUUCUUGGGCUACAGAGCUUAGCCCUGUGGACUUUGAGGAGUUUAGCUUACCUUAUCUUAAACAGAUUGUGGAAGCUGUGAAACAAACUCACCCAAACCUACCUUUAAUACUGUAUGCAAGUGGAUCAGGAGGUUUACUAGAGAGACUGGCUCGCACCGGUGUGGAUGUUGUGAGCUUGGACUGGACUGUGGACAUGGCUGAAGGAAGGGACAGGCUGGGAAGAAACAUAGCAGUUCAAGGAAACGUGGACCCUGGAGUUUUGUUCGGAUCUAAAGAGUUUAUCACAAGCAGGAUUCAUGAUACUGUGAAGAAAGCUGGGAGGGAUAAACAUAUUCUGAACCUGGGACAUGGUAUUAAAGUUGGAACUCCUGAAGAGAAUGUUGCACACUUCUUUGAGGUUGCUCAAGGAAUUAGAUAUUAAGAGAAGAACGUGUACACGUUCUCUUGCAUGAUGAUUUGUUCUUAACUUUUGCUUGUUCAAUUUUUGUUUCUCAUUUGUAAUUUUAUGUUUGUAUUUUUAAUGUUUUAACAGAUUUUUUUCUUCUUUGGAGAUUAUGUGGAAUAGAAUUAAUCACAAACAAAUAUCUGAAUAGAAAAAAAAAGUAGAUCACA
Eruca vesicaria subsp. sativa (arugula) is the source of this 1430-nucleotide messenger RNA. NCBI's taxonomy places the organism in Eukaryota, Viridiplantae, Streptophyta, Magnoliopsida, Brassicales, Brassicaceae. The record is from the annotation of a GenBank genome assembly.